Messenger RNA from Oikopleura dioica, 4611 nucleotides. NCBI's taxonomy places the organism in Eukaryota, Metazoa, Chordata, Appendicularia, Copelata, Oikopleuridae. The record is from the annotation of a GenBank genome assembly.
AUGAAGCUUGGAGCGGCGCUUUUGGCUCGCUCCCUCGGAGCUGAAACUUGUUCUGCAAGAUGUGAUGGAGGAGUUACCUCAGAAAACGAGCCAUGUAACACACAACCGUGCUCGAUCUACACAGAUGGUUCAAACAUAUUUGGCAACGGAGGAACCUUUGAUUCCCUCGACGAUUGGACAUGGAACAAAUGCUCCGUUUCUCUUUCCCAGCCGGGCUAUUACUCGGACAACGCUGCUUUCGUUUCUGACAGGGAAACUGCAGGCGCUGUUCUUGCUCAAGAAUUUGACGGAGCAACUCUUCUAGAUCAGGACUACACUGGUCGGGUUUUCUUCAAACCAGCAGCAGGUAAUCAGCCCGGAACGGUGAAAAUGAUGGUGAGAAACAACAAAAAAGCGGACAAUUCAAACAAAUGGAUUGCUAUUUCUCUGACUCAUCAAGUCCCCGCUGGAACAGAAGAUUCCCCUUGGAUGGGAAUCGACAUUGCUUGGAAUCCGCGAGAGAGUGUAAACGGCAAUCCUGCCAAUUUCAACUAUGCGCUGUACUUGGUCUACAAAGGAGACAACAACGAGCUAGAGGACUUCUACCAAGACGAGUCUUUUAUUAUCCCAGCUGGAGAUGCUCCAACCACAACCGCCCCUCCGACGACAACAGGAGAGCCUGUUCCGACAUUUUCCUUCGCGCUUGGGGACACCACUUUCACUGGGGAGUUGACUGAUUUUGGCAAUGUUCACUUCAAAGGAAUCGAAUUCGCGACUGCAGAAAGAUGGCGAGCUCCCGUGAUGACAACUUCGUGGGAAUCCGAGUACGAUGCUACUCAAUGGGGCAAGGUUUGCAUGACACACGGUUGGAAAUCUUGGUGGACUGGAGGAGCUGAUUUCUCUGAAGAUUGUCUGUACAUUAACGUUCACACACGGCCAGAAUACAUUGAGAACGGGGAAAAACGGCCGAUUCUAGCGUAUAUCCACGGUGGUGGUUUAGUCGGAGGAGACAAUCGAAAGAAUUACAAUGAAUUGAUCGAAAAACAAGGCGUGGUGAUGUUUUCAAUUCAAUAUCGCCUCGGCCCUUACGGUUUUCUCUACGAUCACGAUGGGGUAGCGGAAAAUAAGGCAAACUGGGGAUUCCUCGAUCAGCAGAUGGCUCUUCAGUGGAUUCAGCAGUUUGGUGGCUACUUCGGCGGCGAUGUUGAUCAAGUCACACUUGGAGGGUGCUCUGCAGGAAGUUGGUCGACAUGGUAUCAUUUGACGAUGCCCAGCUCUUGGCCAUAUUUUCACAGAGCUAUCACUAACGGAAUCGGCGUCUUUGGCCAGUACGAUGAGCCAGCUAGCAUCGAGGUCAACAGAAUGUACAACGAUUACGUAAUGGACGAGCUUGAUUGUCCAGACGUUGAGUGCCUCCGUACAAAAACUGUCGAUGAACUCAAUUUCUACUUCACUGGCAUUUCGAAUCAGUUUAACAUCCCUGAAGUUCUCCACGAACAUUUUUACGGGCCGCAUGUGGAUGGAGUUUUAGUGUUCAAAACACCUCUUGAAGCGCUGUAUGAUGGGGACAUAAGAAAGAAUACUCCCAUUUCCUGGAACUACAACCGCGAUGACUCGUGGAAUCUACUCGGUGGAAAACUCAACAGCGCUCUAGGCUCUAUGGUCGAAUUUGAAGACCGACUCGACGAGUUGAUUGCCAUUCAAACAUCCUCUGGCUUCGAAUUUCCCUCAAAUCUCACCGACCAGUUGUUUGCCACGACUUACGGCCAGGAACUCUGGGAGAAGCAUCUCAUCGACGUCUUUGGCUGCCCAGAUGGAGAACAUGGCGAGGUAAUGGAUUGCAAAUAUACGAUGAACAGAUUCACAACGGCCAAAAAAUGGACUUGCAAUACUCAAUACGGCUUUACCGGUGCCCCGCUUACGGACCCUGAAAUCGGCCCAAUCUACCCCCUUGAGCUUCAUAAGGAAAACUGUGAAGAUCUCACGCUUGCCUGCCACUGUCAGGACGCAAGCUGGGUUUUCGGAAACAAUAACAUCCACAACGGCUUGCCUGAAAUCGAGAGAACUUACCGACAAGCCGGGCGAGAUUAUUGGGGACAAUUUAUUCGAAACGGAACUUUCCCAGAAAACAAUUCAUUCGGAGAAAUGAAGAAUAUCAAGGAACUUGACGGCAAAAUUAAUCUGGUCGAUGAAAACGGUAUCGUCCACGACUUCGCCUACGAGGAGGAAUGCAACGCGCUCAAUGCUCUUGGAGAUGAAAUCGGGCACAUGAGAGUUUAUCAAGAUGGAUAUUACCAUACUUUCGACGGCAAUGGUUCAACUUCGAAAUCACCCAAAAAGCGGACUGAAACAUGUUCCGCUCGUUGUGACGGAGGUGUAACGAUUGCAAACGAGCCUUGCAAUAUUGAACCAUGCUCUGUUUACACUGAUGGAUCGAACAUCUUCGGCGAUGGCGGAACCUUCGACUCCAUGGAUGAUUGGACUUGCGCGACUGCUCAAUGCUCUGCUUCGAUUGUCCAGCCAGGCUACUACUCUGACAAUGCCGUUUUCGUCUCUGGUCGAGGCACUCCUGGUGCAGUUCUUGCUCAAGAAUUUGACGGGACUACUCUCCUUGAUCAGGAUUACAUCGGCCGCGUUUUCUUCAAACCAGCAGCUGAGAAUCAACCUGGAUGGGUGAAGAUGAUGGUCAGAUGCAACAAAAAGUCAGACAACUCGAACAAAUAUCUUGCUAUUUCUGAAACAUACUCUGUUCCAGCCGGGACGAAGGAUUCUGUCUGGAUGGGAAUCGAUAUCGAUUGGAAUCCGAGAGAAAGUGCGAACGGAAACCCAGACAAUUUCAACUACGCAUUGUACUUGGUCUACAAAGGCAACAACAACGAACUCGAGGAUUUCUACCAAGAUGAGUCAUUUAUCGUUCCCGCUGGUGGUGCUACAACAACUGCGCCUCCUACGACGACUUCAACAACAAGCUCGCCACCUGACGGCACUUUCUCAUUUGCUCUCGGGGACACCACUUUUACGGGAGAAUUGACAGCAGAAAACAAUGUACAUUUCAAAGGCAUCAAGUACGCCACUGCUGAAAGAUGGAGAUCUCCGGUAAUGAAAACAAGUUGGGAAGCGACUUAUGACGCGACUGAAUAUGGCCAGAUAUGCAUGACUGACUGGUGGAAAUCAUCCUCCCCUAAUGCCGAUGAAUAUUCUGAAGACUGCCUCUACAUGAAUGUAAUCACAAAGCCCGAGUACAUCCAAAACGGCGAGAAAAAACCAAUCCUUGCGUUUAUCCACGGCGGCGGACUGGUCGGAGGAGAUAAUCGAAGAGAAUACAACCUAUUGGUCGAUACUGAAGAUGUAGUCCUUUUCUCGAUGGCAUAUCGCGUCGGACCGUAUGGGUUUUUGUAUGAUCACGAUGGCCCAGAAGAACACAAAGGCAACUGGGGAUUCCUCGAUCAGCAAGUGGCCCUUCAGUGGAUUCAACAAUUUGGCGAGGCCUUUGGCGGUGACAUUGACCAAGUAACGAUUGGUGGGUGCUCAGCUGGAAGUUGGUCGACUUGGUACCAUCUCACAAUGCCCAGCUCCUGGCCAUAUUUCCACAGAGCAAUUUCAAACGGAAUCGGGGUUUACGGCCAGUACGACGAGCCGACGAGCAUCGAAGUGAACAAAAUGUGGAACGAUUACGUCGCUGAACAAGUGAAUUGCCCAGAUGUUGAUUGUCUCCGUACCAAAUCGGUUGACGAUUUGAAUAAGCAUUUUGCAGGCGUCGGUGGACUUGGAGGAAUCAACAUUCCAGAAGUAUUCCACGCUACUGGAUUUGGACCACAUGUGGAUGGAAUUUUAGCCAGCAAGACUCCUCUUGAAGCGCUUUUCGAUGGAGAAGUCAGAAAAAAUACGCCGAUUUCAUGGAAUUACAAUCGAGAUGACGUUUGGAAUCUUCUUGGAAACAGGCUUCCUGGGAUCAUUGGCUCGAUGGUCGAGUACCAUGACAAAGUAGACGUGUUGGUUGAUGUCCAAACAGCGUCUGGUUUCUUCUAUCCAUCAAAUUGGACGGAUGCGAUGCUCAAGACAACUUUCGGAGAAGAACUUUUCAACCGUCACCUCGUCGACCUCUUUGGCUGCCCAAAUGGAGAAAAUGGGGAAAUCGUGGACUGCAAACCAAAAAUGAAUCGAUACAUGAACGCUCAAAUGUGGAGCUGCAACACCCAAUAUGGCUUUUCUGGCGCUCCAAUGACCGAUCCCGAUAUCGGACCAAUUUAUCCACUCGAGCUUUUUAAAGAAAACUGCGUCGCAAAUACAAGAGCAUGCCACUGUCAAGAUGCAGCGUGGGUUUUUGGAAAAAACCCAAUCGCAGGAAAUCAACUUGAAAAGGCUUGGCGACAGGCUGGUCUCGAUUUUUGGGGACAAUUCAUUCGAAACGGAACUUUCCCAGAAAACCACUCCUUCGGACAGAUAAAAAAUAUCAAAGAACUGAACGGAAAAAUCAAUCUUGCGGACGAAAACGGAAUCAUUCAUGAUUAUGGAUACGAAGAAGAAUGUAACGCACUCAAUGCUCUUGGCGAUGAAAUCGGGCACAUGAGAGUCUAUCAAAAUGGAUACUACCAUACUUUUGAUGCUAAUGGUCACCAGGGCAAGUUCUAG